CACAACACCACACCGACUCUUCUCAUCAGGUGUGAACUUCUUCUCUACUACAUCACCCUCGAAAUCAUUGCGUUUCGAGCCUUGUCCUCCAUCACCCGCAUCAAACCCUCCACCGCCAUCACCAUGGUGCAAUCCUCCAUCCUCGGUUUCCCUCGCAUGGGACGUCUCCGCGACCUCAAGAAGGCCAACGAGGCUUACUGGGGCGAGAAGCUCUCCCGUGAUGACCUCCUCGCCGAGGGAAAGAGACUGAGACUCGAGCACUGGAAGAUUCAGAAGAACGCCGGCGUCGACAUCAUCCCCAGCAAUGACUUCGCCCACUACGACCACGUCUUGGACCACAUCCAGAUGUUCAACGCCGCUCCUGAGCGAUACACCAAGCACAACCUCGCUCCCAUUGACGAGUACUUCGCCAUGGGUCGUGGCCACCAGAAGGGUGACGUCGAUGUCCCAUCUCUCGAGAUGGUGAAGUGGUUCGACUCCAACUACCACUACGUCAAGCCUACCCUUCAGGACAACCAGACCUUCAAGCUUGUCCAGAACCCAAAGCCCGUUGCUGAGUUCCUCGAGGCCAAGGAGGCUGGCAUCACCACCCGCCCUGUCCUCCUGGGACCCGUCUCUUUCCUCCACCUCGGAAAGGCCGACCGUGGCCAGAGCGUUGACCCAAUCACUCUGCUUGAGAAGCUUCUCCCAGUUUACGAGGAGCUCCUCACCAAGCUCAAGGAGGCUGGUGCCGAGACUGUCCAGAUCGAUGAGCCCAUUCUCGUCUACGAUCUCCCACAAAAGACUCGUGCUGCCUUCAAGCCAGCAUACGAGAAGCUUGCCGCUCUCCAGGGCAGCAAGGGACCUCAACUCAUCGUCGCCACCUACUUCGGUGACAUCGUCCACAACCUUGACGUUGUCGACCAGGCCUUGACUGGUGUGUCUGGUCUCCACAUCGACCUCGUCCGCAACCCAGAGCAGCUCAACAAGGUCAUUGAGCACCUCGGACCAAAGCAGAUCCUCUCCGCCGGUCUCGUUGACGGCCGCAACAUCUGGAAGACCAACUUCAAGCGUGCUAUUGAGACUGCCGAGGCCGCCAUCCAGAAGCUCGGAAAGGACCGCGUUAUUGUCGCCACCUCCAGCUCUCUCCUCCACACCCCACACACUCUUGACAGCGAGAAGAACCUCGACGAGGAGGUCCGCGACUGGUUCGCCUUUGCCACCGAGAAGGCUACUGAGGUUGCCAUCCUCGCCAAGGCCGUCACCGAUGGUCCAAAGAGCGUCGAGGCUGAGCUCGAGGCCAACGCCAAGAGCAUGAACUCCCGCGCUACCUCCAAGCGCACCAACAACCCAGAGGUCAAGAAGCGUGUCGAGGCUGUCCAGAAGGCCGACUACGAACGCAAGUCUCCCUUCCCCACCCGUCUCGCCGCACAGAAGGAGCACCUCAAGCUCCCCGAGUUCCCGACCACCACCAUCGGAUCCUUCCCUCAGACCAAGGACAUCCGUAUCCAGCGCAACAAGUUCACCAAGGGUGAGAUCACCGCCGAGGAGUACGAGAAGUUCAUCGAGAAGGAGAUUCGCGACUGCAUCGCCAUCCAGGAAGAGCUUGGCCUCGACGUCUACGUCCACGGUGAGCCAGAGCGCAACGACAUGGUGCAAUACUUUGGUGAGCGUCUCGAUGGUUACGCUUUCACCACCCACGCCUGGGUUCAGUCCUACGGCUCCCGCUGCGUGCGUCCGCCAAUCCUUGUUGGUGACGUUUCUCGCCCAGCACCCAUGACCGUCAAGGAGUCCAAGUACGCGGCCUCUGUCAGCAAGAAACCAAUGAAGGGCAUGCUUACUGGUCCCAUCACCUGCCUCCGCUGGUCAUUCCCUCGUGAUGAUGUCCACCAGUCCGUCCAGGCUCAGCAGCUCGCUCUCGCCCUCCGCGAUGAGGUUGUUGACCUUGAGAAGGCCGGCGUCAAUGUCAUUCAGGUCGACGAGCCCGCUCUUCGUGAGGGUCUUCCCCUCCGCGCCGGUUCCGAGCGUGAGAAGUACCUCACCUGGGCCGUCGAGAGCUUCAAGCUUUCCACCGCCGGUGUCGAGGACUCCACCCAGAUCCACUCCCACUUCUGCUACUCCGAGUUCCAAGACUUCUUCCACGCCAUCGCCGCCCUCGACGCCGAUGUCCUCUCCAUUGAGAACUCCAAGUCGGACGCCAAGCUCCUCAAGGUCUUCAUCGACGAGGCCUACCCUCGCCACAUCGGACCCGGUGUCUACGACAUCCACUCCCCUCGUGUUCCUUCUGAGCAGGAGAUCAAGGACCGCAUCGAGGAGAUGUUGCAGUACCUCAAGCCCGAGCAGCUGUGGAUCAACCCCGACUGUGGUCUCAAGACACGCCAGUGGAAGGAGACCAAGGCUGCGUUGAGCAACAUGGUCAGCGCCGCCAAGUUCUACCGUGAGAAGCACGCUUCCAAGUAAGAGGUCCGCCUGUUUGCUUGUGACUGUGUGUUGAUUACGGUCGGAAUGUUUACGAGUUUCCUUUGUUGCAUUGGCGGGUGCGGCGGGCGAUUUUGACUUGUCAUCAAGUCGAUAUCGCCAAAAGCUGGGGCAGCGACUCAACCUGCUGCUCCUUUGAUCUUUUUCAACAAGUGAUACCCAGAGAGAAUUU
Zymoseptoria tritici IPO323 is the source of this 2629-nucleotide messenger RNA. RefSeq lists its product as uncharacterized. The transcript has a single exon. The coding region runs from base 124 to 2439 and encodes 771 amino acids. The record is from RefSeq and is a predicted model, not a curated record. Gene Ontology annotation, molecular function: zinc ion binding; 5-methyltetrahydropteroyltriglutamate-homocysteine S-methyltransferase activity. NCBI's taxonomy places the organism in Eukaryota, Fungi, Ascomycota, Dothideomycetes, Mycosphaerellales, Mycosphaerellaceae.